UGGUCGUGGGCGACAGUCAGCUGAUUUCAGUUUGGAGGAGGCGGAGGAAAAUGGUGGAGCUGUUUACAGAUGUUGAGGAAAGAAGACAUGGAUGUUACUUUGGUUUUUACCGCAUGAAAGGAGCAGAGCUGCGUUCAGCUGUUGUGUUCGUAGCUUUAUCAAAGAGGAAAGUCUUCAGCCUAAUCAUCAAACUUAGAAAGAGCGUCUGCCUCCUGGAUCCAGCUGCGACAAAGCUUUUGGGCUCCUAUAACCAGCUGAUGGGCGUCUGGGCACAUGUGCCUCCUCUCCCCGUCAGCACAGAGUGACACUGACAGUCUGGACUGUUCACUGGUGUUUUGGAUCUGGAUCCUUCACCUGAUCAUGCAGAAACAAACCAACAGCAGAGGAUUUGAUGAACUUUUUAUAGAAAGUCAGCAUUUAAGGCUGGAAGACUUCAAACAGGAAGCACGGAUAUAUGGUUUUGGAAACCAGUACCUUCAUAAAAACAUGCGUCCAUACCCUCAGCCGGAGCUUCACGUGUUUCAUCUGAAACACGAAACAAACAUGUUAGGAGAAAUCAGAAAGGACGGAGGCUUUAAGGAUCCGAACAGCAGCUCAAAGGAUCCAGACAGACUGUCCCUGGUGUGGUGGAGUCUGGCUGUGGCACCACAGGAGAUCCAGUCAGCUGAGAGGAGGCUCCUGGAGGAGGCCUUCCCAAACUGGACCGAGGAGCAGGCCCGGAGGCAGCAGAGCUUCCUGUGGAAGUUCGCCUCCUCUCCAGCCUUCAGUGAGAAGUCCAGGUAUGGAUCGUACCGCUUCACCUUCCCAGUGGAGGAGGUGCUGGAGGCCUACAGCAAGCAGUUUUGCUUUGGUGCUGCGCCCGUCAUGCGGGUCUUCAAGACUUCCCUGUACAAACAGGCCGUGCAGUACGCUGUGCUGGUCCACAGCCCGCACGAUGGCGAGCGCUUCACCAAGUAUCCCGUCCUGCCCGACGAUCCGAGCAACGUCUGUGCUUACAGGGACGGACACUUUACCUGGAGGCCCGAGGCCAUGUGUGAGACACACAAAUACGAGCUGAUUGAAAGACGUGAGGAAAACCUGAUGGAUGCUGAGGAGGUGAAUGAGCGACCUCAGUUUUAUGUUUGGGACCACGUCGCCAUCGCCCUGCAUGUGGAGGGUGGGCAGGUGCUGAAGUUUGAUUCUGAUGAUCUGAGGAAGAACCUCACGUUCUGUGAGCCUGAUGCUGUGACAGUCACACCUGAAUCUGACUUUCAACAUUACGAGGAUGCUCAAAACCUGGUCGCUCGUUUGUGGCCACUGAAGAAGGAAGUUUCACUCCAGCAGAGAAUCAGAGGCUCUACAGAGUGAGGCUGUCUGUGGAGUUUCUCCACCUUUAUUCUCCUUUUCCUGAGCGACUGCAGCAUCACCGGCUGCACAGUGAACCAUGGUGGAGGUUACACAGAAGGAAGCAGCCGAGAGGAACGAACACAGAAAAACUGUUUGACGUGACUUUUUUAUUCGAUUAGUUUAUUAAAGGUUUAUUACAUGAAUUUCCAAAGUGCGCAGCAAAAGACCAAAGACAGAUAAAACACACAUGAUGAGUAUAAACAUGUGAUUAUGUGUUUCACUGCACUCUGUCCUGUCUGUGUGUGAUGUGUUCAUGUGACUGAAUCAAAGACAAAUCACUUUGUACACACAAAAAGUGGACAAUAAAGUUGUUUUGAAUAUUU
This is a messenger RNA of Oreochromis niloticus (Nile tilapia), 1709 nucleotides long. RefSeq lists its product as uncharacterized. The transcript has 7 exons. The record is from RefSeq and is a predicted model, not a curated record. Bases 274 to 1347 code for a protein of 357 amino acids. NCBI's taxonomy places the organism in Eukaryota, Metazoa, Chordata, Actinopteri, Cichliformes, Cichlidae.